Propithecus coquereli (Coquerel's sifaka) is the source of this 1425-nucleotide messenger RNA. It is a transcript of the gene TNFAIP6, whose product is annotated as tumor necrosis factor, alpha-induced protein 6. Bases 73 to 906 code for a protein of 277 amino acids. Gene Ontology annotation, molecular function: hyaluronic acid binding. NCBI's taxonomy places the organism in Eukaryota, Metazoa, Chordata, Mammalia, Primates, Indriidae. The record is from RefSeq and is a predicted model, not a curated record. Gene Ontology annotation, biological process: cell adhesion; negative regulation of inflammatory response. The transcript is spliced from 5 exons.
AUUUCAGCCGCUGCUCUGAGAACUCACAGUGAGCAGUCCCUGACAGACUGUUACUUCGCUACAACUGGAGAGAUGACCAUCUUAAUUUACUUAUUUGUCUUGCUGUGGGAAGAGGCUGCAGGAUGGGGAUUCAGGAAUGGAAUUUUUCAUAACUCCAUAUGGCUUGAACAGGCAGCAGGUGUGUACCACAGAGAGGCCCGGUCUGGCAGAUACAAGCUCACCUACGCAGAAGCUAAGGCGGUGUGUGAGUUUGAAGGCGGCCGUCUUGCGACCUACAAGCAGCUGGAGGCAGCCAGAAAAAUUGGAUUUCAUGUCUGUGCUGCAGGAUGGAUGGCCAAGGGCAGAGUUGGAUACCCUAUUGUGAAACCAGGGCCCAACUGUGGAUUUGGAAGAACUGGUAUUAUUGAUUAUGGAGUCCGUCUCAAUAGGAGUGAAAGAUGGGAUGCCUAUUGCUACAACCCACAUGCAAAGGAGUGUGGUGGUGUCUUUACAGAUUCAAAGCAUAUUUUUAAAUCUCCAGGCUUUCCAAAGGAGUAUGAGGAUAACCAAAUCUGCUAUUGGCACAUUAGACUCAAGUAUGGUCAGCGUAUUCACCUAAGUUUUUUGAACUUUGACCUUGAAGAUGACCCAGGUUGCUUGGCUGACUAUGUUGAAAUAUAUGACAGUUAUGAUGAUGUCCAUGGCUUUGUGGGAAGGUACGUGAGGUUUCCCCUUUUGCCUACCCUUCCUCCCAUAGGAAAUGUCAUGACCUUGAAGUUUCUGAGUGAUGCUUCAGUGACAGCAGGAGGUUUCCAAAUCAAAUAUGUUGCAGUGGAUCCUGUGUCCAAAUCCAGUCACGGAAAAAAUACAAGCACUACUUCCACUGGAAAUAAAAACUUUUUAGCUGGAAGAUUUAGCCAUUUAUAAGAGGAAAAAAGGAUGAGCAGAAUAUACAGUGUUUCUGUUUGCAUCUUUUGGAACUCCUUUGAUCUUACUUUUAGAUUAUUAUUGUUAACAUUUAUUUAUUAUUUUUCUAAAUGUGAAAGCAUUACCUACUUUGGGGGAAAUUGGAAAAUACAGAAAACUUUAAAUGAGAAAAUAAAAUCUCUCAUAACCUCACUGCAUAGAAAUAACAAGCAUUAACAUUUUUAUAUAUUUUUCUCUCAGUCAUUUUUCUGUUUGUGGUAUAUAUAUGUAUAUGUAUUUGCAUUUGAAAUUUUGGAAUCCCACUCUACGUAUAGUUUUACAUCCCUGUUUUGUUAACCUUGAACUUUAUAGUUUAAGCGUUUUCUGAAAUCAUUGAGUAGUCUACAAAAACAUGAUUUUGAACAGCUGUAAAAUAUUCUAUGGUAUGAUUGUUCCAUGUGUUAUUUAAGCCUGUCUCUAUUGUUGGAAUUUCAGGUUGUUUUCAUAAGUAUUGCCAUAAUAAAUAUUCUUGAACAUACA